This is a messenger RNA of Thermochaetoides thermophila DSM 1495, 1779 nucleotides long. RefSeq names its product dihydroxyacetone kinase-like protein. Gene Ontology annotation, biological process: glycerol catabolic process. Gene Ontology annotation, molecular function: glycerone kinase activity; ATP binding. NCBI's taxonomy places the organism in Eukaryota, Fungi, Ascomycota, Sordariomycetes, Sordariales, Chaetomiaceae. The record is from RefSeq and is a predicted model, not a curated record. Gene Ontology annotation, cellular component: cytosol. The coding region runs from base 1 to 1779 and encodes 592 amino acids. The transcript has 2 exons.
AUGUCAACCAAACACUUCCUCCCAGAUCCCACACACCUAGUGCACACCUCCCUCGCCGCCCUCCCGCUGCUGAACCCCUCCUUAGCCCUCGACUCAUCUAACAAAAUCAUCUACCUCCGCCCAAACACCCUCCCCGCCACGCAAAAAGUCUCACUCAUCUCAGGCGGCGGCUCCGGCCAUGAACCCUCCUUCUCAGGCAUGGUCGGCCGCGGCCUCUUGUCCGCCGCUGUGGCGGGCACCAUCUUCGCGAGCCCCAGCGCUGAGCAGGUGCGCACGGCGAUUAUGUCCCGUGUGGACCGGUUUGCGGAUAAAGAGGAUGGCGGGGUGUUGGUGACGGUAAUGAAUUAUACGGGGGAUGUGUUGAACUUUGGUAUGGCGGUUGAGAAAGCGCGGGCAGCGGGAGUGAGGGUUGAGAUGGUUGUUGUGGGGGAUGAUGUGGGUGUUGGGAGGAAGAAUGGAGGGAAGGUUGGGAGGAGAGGAAUUGCUGGGACGGUGUUGGUGCACAAGAUUAGCGGAGCGUUGGCCGCGAAGGGGGCCGGGUUGAGUGAAGUUGCUAGAGUUGCUAAGCUCACAGCGGAGAAUCUGGUCAGUGUUGGGGCGAGCUUGGAGCAUGUGCAUGUUCCUGGGAGGAAGGGAAUGGAUGAGUCGGAAAGGUUGAAGGAUGGGGAGGUCGAAAUUGGCAUGGGCAUUCACAACGAGCAGGGUUCCAGCCGGGAGGUAGUCACCUUGCCGGAGCUAGUAGGCAAGAUGCUGCGGCAGAUGCUUAAUCAGACUGAUGAGGAUCGGGCUUUCCUGAAGAUCGACUCCAGCGAUGAGGUGGUACUGAUGGUAAACAACCUUGGAGGAGUCAGUGUCCUGGAGAUGGGAGGAAUUGUGACCGAGGUGGUCGGGCAGCUGGAGAAGAGCUACGGCAUCCGGCCAGUACGUAUCCUGAACGGCACAUACAUGACCAGCCUGAACGGGCUCGGCUUCAGCAUUACGCUGCUGAAGGUCGUCGAUACGGGUAUUGAGGGCUCCAGUAUUCUGGAACUGCUGGAUGCGCCCUGCGAGGCUACUGGCUGGUCGGCGCCUGUGUUGGCGCAGACGUGGGCUGAGCAGAACACGGCCACGAGGGAAGGAGACGAGAGCGCCAGCAAGGUGUUGACGUCGAGUGGGCUGAAGACGGUUCCCGCAUUGAUGCAACAAAUGCUGACGCGAGCACUCGAAAGUGUGAUAGCAAUUGAGCCUGAGGUGACCAAGUUUGACACAGUCGUUGGCGACGGUGACUGCGGCAUUGGUUUGAAGAGAGGAGCCGAGGCCAUCCUCAGACACAUCCAAGAGCACCCCCUGACUGGUGAUGUGGUGGUCGAUUUGGCCAGCAUUGUACCAGUAGUCGAGCACAACAUGGACGGCACAUCCGGGGCUCUCUAUGCCAUCUUCCUCAACUCCCUGGUUACUGCCCUCCGAGCGCAAGGACCCGGCCAGGCGACGGCAAAGGUGUGGGCAGCUGCUCUCCAGGCCAGCUGCGACUCCAUGCUGCGGUACACACCUGCUCGCCCGGGUGAUCGCACUCUAGUUGAUGCGCUCUAUCCAUUCGUCGAGACGUUGGCACACACUGGCGAUGUUAAGGCAGCAGCGACAGCGGCGCAAGAGGGAGCCGCGCGCACGCGCGGAAUGCGGGCUAGCCUAGGCCGUAGCGUCUAUGUCGGCGGAUCUGGUUUCGAGCAGGUUCCCGACCCAGGCGCAUGGGGCCUGGCCAGAUUCUUUCUGGGGUUGGCAGGGCUGGAGCGGGGUGCAUAA